AUGCGGGAGUGCAACCUGCUGCCAGGACAGAUGGAGAUGGAUCUCCCAUCUUCACCUACUGAUGUCAACACUGAGGGGUCAUGCCCUGUCCUGGAUGGGGGCUCCCUGCCCCCCCGCCAAAGUUCCCACAUUCCUCCUCCCCUCGUCUCCGGUAACCCCUCUCCUGCUCUCUCUCAGCCCACCACACCUCCGACCUCCACAGAAACCAACACUGAACCCCCUAAAUCCACUUCUGCUUCCUCAUCUUCCACUCCAUCCCUGUCUUCGUCUUCCUCUCCUGUAGCCGUCCACUCCAUCCCUUCAUCCAAGCCCUCAUCCAUCUCCUCUUCAUCAUCACUCUCAAAAGAGAUGAAAACUCAUCCUCCUUUAGGCAAAUCUAAACACAUGUCUCCUGCUGUUUCCUCUAGAGCUAUACCUCCCGCAACAACCAAAAUACCACUCGUUCAUGUUCCCACUCAUUCUAUCCCUGAAGUAUCCAAAUGUACACCUUCGCCAACACUUCCUGCUGCCUCUCCUACUCCCACAAGCUUGGCCCAUAACCCUGCAACAAAAUCUCCUCCCUCUUGCUCCAUACCAGCCUGUUCUGCUACCAGUACCAUGACCAUCUCCUCACCAUCUGCUACCACAGUCCCUUCCACUUCUCCCCCUGCUCCCACCAAGCGUACUUUUGCAGCCAUGGCCAAGCGGGUGAUAAUAAAUGAAAGAAUUAGAAAAGCAGAGGAGGAGGAUGCCAAAGCAGAGGAGGAAGAUGAGGAACCAGAAGAAAACUUGACCUUUGAGCAGCUGGAGGAGAAAGCCAAAGCUGGUGAUGCUAGAGCACAGACCCGUCUGGGUCAGCAUUAUCUGAUACUGGCUGAAGAGAAGGACACAGAGCUAAACAACUGUCUGGCUGUUCACUGGCUGAUUGAAGCGGCUAAACAGGGGAGAAUAGGUGCAGCAAGACUACUACAACGCUGCUGGAUCCAAAAGAAAGGCAUCACACCAGAAAAUGAAGCAGAUGUGCGCAAGUUGUCGACAGAGAGUAGGUUUGAGCAGGCUGUACGUAAGGCAGCCAUGAUGAUGUACUGGAAGCUGAACCCUGACAGGAAGAAGAAGGUGGCUGUCGCUGAAAUGCUGGAAAAUGUCAACCAUGUUAGUGCCAUGCAAGGUGGCACCACAAGCAAGAUUAAGCCCAACCUCAAACCAGACCCAAAGGUUUUAGAAAGCAUGGUCAGCAGUGAGCCCAGCCAGUUGGUGGACCUGGAUGGCUUUGUUGAGAUGACUAAAAAGUAUGCACAAGGUAUCAUACCAACUGCACCCCAGAGCAGUAACCAGGAUGUGCCCCAAAAUAAAAGUCCUACACCCCAGAGCAAUGGGGAGAAGACUGAUCUGGUCCCAGCAGGAGGCAGGAAGGCCCACAAAAGUUCUUGGAGCUUGGGACGAAGUGGGAUGAUGCUUGACACAAACCGUAAUGGAGCCAUAAAAAGAGCCAUGGACAUCAAAUCACAAUUAAUGGUGCUGCAGUAUCCAAUCCAUGCCAUUGUACAGAUGAAAGAGCACCUCAUUGAUUGGGCGUCACGGGCUGGAGUCCAGUGGCUGAGCACCAUCAUCCCCACACACCACGUUAAUGCACUCAUUUUCUUUUUCAUCAUCAGUAACCUGACGGUUGACCUGUUUGCCUUCGUCAUCCCUCUGCUUGUCUUCUACCUCUCUUUCAUCUCCAUGAUCAUCUGUACUCUGCGCGUUUUCCAGAGCAGCAAGACUUGGGAGAACUUCAGGGCUCUGACGUCCCUGCUGACAUGUUUCGAACCAGGGCUGGAUGUGGAGCAGGCAGAGACUAACUUUGGUUGGAACAAUCUAGAACCAUACCUUUAUUUUAUCGUCUCUGUCUUCUUCGUCAUUUUCUCCUUCCCCGUAGCUGAUAAGGGCUGGAUCCCUUGUUCUGAACUCUCUACUGUGGCCAUCUUCUUCACUGCUGUCAGCUACAUGAGCCUCAGCCCCACUGCUGCGACAUAUGCACGGCGAGCAAUGGUCAUAGAGGUAGCAUCAUCUUUGUGUGCCUUGACCAGGUUCCUGCCAGAGAAUAUGAAGGUGCCACGUUUACUGGGACGUACCUUCACCACUUUGCCACUAGGGGAGUCAGUGGUGCUGAAGCUGAGUCUCCCCUGCCUUCUCUAUGUGUACCUCUUCUAUCUGUUCUUCAGGAUGGCAAGGAUGCGUGGUUUUCGUGGGACUUACUGCUUCCUAGUUCCCUACUUAGUGUGCUUCAUGUGGUGUGAGUUCUCGGUGGUGCUCCUCCAGAAUUCCUCCCCUGUGGGUCUCAUUCGCACCUGUGUGGCCUACUUCCUCCUCCUGUUUGCUCUGCCUGUGCUGGCUUUUGGCCUUGCUGCCAUGCUCUUCAUCCAGCUCGUCAAGUGGUUCCUAGAGCUGGAACUGACCAAGGUGAUCGUGACCUUGGCUGUAUGUGCUAUCCCUGUCACCCUGCGGCUUUGGACACGAUUCAGCAUGUCCAUUCUGGAUGUGGUCCGCUCACUGACACACCGCGGUGCUGUCAAAGUCAUCUUGUUCUGUAUCUCCAUGGUGAUCCUGUUCUUCUGGAUGUACGUGUACCACUCAGAGGGACUGAAGGUCUACAACUCCACCCUGACCUGGAGGCAGUACGGCCAAUUGUGUGGGCCCCCAGCUUGGCAGACCAAAGGCAUGGCUCAGACACAGAUCUUCUGUAGCCACUUGCAAGGACACAGAGUCACCUGGACCGGGCGCUUCAAGCACGUCCGCGUCGCCGAGACAGAGAAUGGGGCGCAGUCAGUCAUCAACAUGUUGCCAGUGUUCAUGGGGGAUUGGCUGCGUUGCCUUUAUGGGGAGAAGUAUCCCAGAUGUGAGCCAAGGAAUGCCACAGUUGCAAAUCUUACUGCCAAUUUGACUGCCAAUUCUAUGGUGAGUCCUGUUGCUGUGCCCAUACUGCUCCAGAUGCAGGAGGAGGAAGAGCUGUGUCAGAUCAAGACUCUGGCCAAGCACACCUGCCACGUCAAGCGAUUUGAUAGUUACCGCUUUGAGGUGACAGUGGGGAUGAUUCAGGAUGGAGGUGUGGAGGGAGAGGACCCAGCCAGGGAUAUAGCCCUGAUGGCCAGCCAUGAGUUCAGGCAGGUGCUGCUGAACCUGGAACCUGGUAAUACGGUUGAGUUCAGCACCAAGCUAGAAGGCCGUCUAGGAGCCAAGACUCCAGCCUUUGAGUUGAAGGCUAUCCACUGUCUGGAUUGUAUGUCUUCCCUUUUGACUGGAGGCAGGCAGGUGAAAAUAGAGAGAGACUGGAGAUGCACUACACUCAGAGCCCUCAAGUUUGCAUUUGACUUCUUUUUUUCUCCUUUCCUGUCAGUGAAAAUCAAUGCUUGA
Molecule: messenger RNA, 3372 nt
Organism: Myripristis murdjan (pinecone soldierfish)
Lineage: Eukaryota; Metazoa; Chordata; Actinopteri; Holocentriformes; Holocentridae
Gene: wfs1a
Product: Wolfram syndrome 1a (wolframin)
Biological process (GO): calcium ion homeostasis; endoplasmic reticulum unfolded protein response
Cellular component (GO): endoplasmic reticulum membrane; endoplasmic reticulum
Molecular function (GO): protein binding
Source: RefSeq, a predicted model, not a curated record